Mauremys reevesii (Reeves's turtle) is the source of this 1640-nucleotide messenger RNA. RefSeq names its product cytochrome P450 2G1-like. The record is from RefSeq and is a predicted model, not a curated record. Gene Ontology annotation, biological process: xenobiotic metabolic process. Gene Ontology annotation, cellular component: cytoplasm; intracellular membrane-bounded organelle. Bases 10 to 1491 code for a protein of 493 amino acids. NCBI's taxonomy places the organism in Eukaryota, Metazoa, Chordata, Testudines, Geoemydidae. Gene Ontology annotation, molecular function: heme binding; iron ion binding; oxidoreductase activity, acting on paired donors, with incorporation or reduction of molecular oxygen, reduced flavin or flavoprotein as one donor, and incorporation of one atom of oxygen. The transcript has 9 exons.
CCACGCACCAUGGAGCUGGCUGGAGCCAUCACCAUCUUCCUGGGCAUCUACGUGUCCUGCCUCCUCGUCAUCUCCGCCUGGAGGAAGCAGUCGCGCUACAAGAACCUGCCCCCCGGGCCCACUCCCCUCCCGCUGAUCGGGAACUUCCUGCAGAUGAAGGUGGGAGAAACCCUGAAAUCACUGGAGAAGCUGAGUGCGAAGUACGGCCCGGUGUUCACCGUCUAUUUCGGGUCCAAGCCCAUCGUGGUGCUGUGCGGGCACGAGGCGGUGAAGGAGGCGCUGGUGGACCAGGCUGAGGAGUUCAGCGGCAGAGCCCACCUGCCGACCGUCGAGAAGAACUUCCAGGGCUUUGGGGUGGUUUUUGCCAACGGGGAGCGGUGGCGGCAGCUGCGCCGGUUCUCCCUCACCGUCCUGCGGAACUUCGGCAUGGGGAAGAAAAGCAUCGAGCAGCGGAUCCAGGAGGAGGCGCAGUUCCUGCUGGAAGCCUUCAAAUACAAAGCGGAACCUUUUGAUCCGACCUUCUUCUUGAGCCGGGCCGUCUCCAACGUCAUCUGCUCCAUCGUCUUUGGCGACCGCUUUGACUACGAAGACAAAGAAUUCCUGUCCUUGCUGCAGAUGAUGAACGAAAGCUUUAGGGAGAUCAGCACCCCGUGGUCACAGUUCUAUGACAUGUAUGUGAGUUUCCUCAAAUACUUCCCCGGCCCUCACAUGAAGAUCUACUACAUAGUGGAAGACAUGAGGAAAUUUAUUGAGAGGAGAGUGAAGCAGAACCAAGCAACGCUGGAUGCCAAUUCCCCCCGGGAUUUUAUCGACUGCUUCCUGAUCCAAAUGGAAAAGGAAAAGCAAAACCCUUCCAGUGAAUUUAACACCAAGAACUUGGAGCUCACCACGCUCAACUUGUUCUCCGCCGGCACGGAGAGCGUCAGCUCCACCCUGAGAUACGGGUUCCUGCUCCUGAUGAAACACCCGGAGGUCCUAGGGAAGCUGCAUGAGGAGAUCGACCGGGUGAUCGGCCAGAGCCGCGUCCCGGCCAUCGAGGACCGGAGCCAGAUGCCCUACACCGAUGCCGUGAUCCACGAGAUCCAGCGGUUCAGCGACCUGAUCCCCAUGGAUGUGCCCCACAUCGUGACCCGGGACACCCAGUUCAGAGGCUACACCAUCCCCCAGGGCACCGAGAUCUACCCCAUGCUCAGCACCGUCCUGCGCGACCCCAGCAAGUUCAAAACCCCCGAAAGCUUCAACCCCGGGAACUUCCUGGAGGAGACGGGGCGGUUCCGGAAAAACGACGCCUUCGUACCCUUUUCCUCAGGGAAGCGGAUCUGCCUGGGAGAGGCGCUGGCUCGCAUGGAGCUCUUCCUCUUCCUCACCACCAUCCUGCAGCGCUUCACGCUGACGCCCCUGGUGGCCCCGGAGGACAUCGACACCAGGCCACUGGAGAGCGGCUUUGCCAAAAUCCCCCCCUUCUACCAGCUCUGCGUGGUCCCUCGCUGACGGCGACAGGAGACAAGGCCCAGGCAGGGGCCCCCGUCUGGCUGAGAAACCACAGGUGCCAGGGGCACGAGCAACAUAUCAGGCCUGCUUCUCAGUUCCCCCCUCCCUGCGCUUGGUUUAAAGUAGCUUUAAACUCCUCUUACCUAUUA